ACAACGCCAGGCGCUUCGCACAAUCCCAGACGCAUGAAAUGUCUUCUUCGAAACCAAGUAACUUGGAGCGCGCUAAGUGGAGGAGCACGUGUCGGCAAUUGCUCAGCCAACAUCUUCAAGAACGUUUGGGCUUAAGCAUCCAGCCCAGCAACGUCAGGCUGCAUUCCACUCGUGAAGACGGCUAUGUGUGGCAUUUCAUUCCAGAGGUGCAGCACCUAUUUGCAAAGAACCUCAGCGAGCACUCUUUAAGAGCGUAUAAAGAGCUAUGUGAAGGUGUUGGGAAAACCUUUGAGGCGGCGGUCGCCACCUCGACUGAGCCGCUCACCGGACAGCACGUCUUUUCGAGCUCUACAGAGCCAGAGAGACUCAGUUUCGCCAGUCACAUCGGUGAGCUGCAAGCUCAGAAUGACUUUUUGAGCCAGCAAGUUGAACUUCUCAAGCUUCAGCUAGCCCAGGAAGCGCAAUCACGAAUAAGCGUCACUGAGAAGCUGACUGAAGUUCAAGAGAAGUCAAGAGGUAUGCUUCAGAGAUUAGAAGCAUCAAACCGCCGAGAGCAACGUUCCAGGACUUUGAUAAUCACAUACGCUCAGGGCUUGGCUCAGAUCGCCAAGAUUCUAAAUGCCAUGCAGAGUUGUCCUGGUGUCGUUGAAGAAGGGUCAAACUAAAGAGCUUGCCUUGGUUCAGCCCAUCAGGCUGGAUGUGUCACUGAGUAUUCUAAAAAAAGAAAACAUCAAACCUCAGCGCGCGAUCAUACUCGUGCAUGCCAU
Microdochium trichocladiopsis is the source of this 767-nucleotide messenger RNA. RefSeq lists its product as uncharacterized. The coding region runs from base 39 to 665 and encodes 208 amino acids. Lineage: Eukaryota; Fungi; Ascomycota; Sordariomycetes; Xylariales; Microdochiaceae. The transcript is spliced from 2 exons. The record is from RefSeq and is a predicted model, not a curated record.